AUGCCUUAAGUCCAACAUGGUUAAAACUAUCUAUAGAUGUCGGAGUUUUAUCCUCAAACUUGUGUUGUGACAUUUGUCGUGGUUUGUCAAACAAGCGUUGUUUUGGAAGUAAAUUUAAUAUUUAGUGGAGAAAUGGAGGACAGUUUGAUAAAACUUGUAAAGAGUCGUGAAGUGCUUUACAACAAAGCGCAUCAAAGAUACUUUGAUGCGAAGUAUAAGAAUGCAAUUUGGCGGGAAAUUGGGGACACUUUGAACCGAAGUCGCGACGAAGUGAAGAAGAGAUGGAAACAUCUACGGGGAACGUUUGUUAAGAAAAUGAAAAUAUCCCCCACAGGCAGUUCCCCGGAGUGCCAGUCAUGGCCAUACUUCGAAAGUAUGUUGUUUCUGAAGGCCUUCUUACGUCCUCGAAGGACCCAAUGUAGUGAAAUAUCAUUUGACGCUGACACUCUGAUCAGCCCCGUAAAGUAUGAAGAAGAAAUUCUGGAAAAGAACGAUUCUGUGUCUUCAAUAUAUGCUGAGAUGAUUGCCCCGCCCCCGCCGAAGAAAAAAAGCACGAUGUCAACAACUUUAGCUGCCAUUGAAAAUGCCGCUUUGGCCAUAAAGGAGAAAGUCCAAACCGAAGAUAAUGACUCCAUCAUUUAUAAAACCAUUGGAGUGCUCAUGGGCGAAAUUCCAGCGCACAACAGAGACGCAGCACGGGAGGAGCUAUUUAAUUUUGUAUUUGAAUUAAAGAGAAAGUAUUCUUAGUUCGAAAUAGACAAUAUAGCAAGUAAGUAAGAAGAUA
Hermetia illucens (black soldier fly) is the source of this 784-nucleotide messenger RNA. RefSeq names its product transcription factor Adf-1-like. Gene Ontology annotation, biological process: regulation of transcription by RNA polymerase II. The coding region runs from base 37 to 747 and encodes 236 amino acids. The record is from RefSeq and is a predicted model, not a curated record. The transcript is spliced from 3 exons. Gene Ontology annotation, cellular component: transcription regulator complex; nucleus. NCBI's taxonomy places the organism in Eukaryota, Metazoa, Arthropoda, Insecta, Diptera, Stratiomyidae.